UGUGUGAAUUUGAUUUGAUUUUGUAAAUGAAAAAAUUGGUAAAAUCUGUGUGUCAGUUUGUAAAUCCAUUUUUGUAGUGCGUCUAAUCAAAAAGAAAAAGUAGUUUUAGUUUACUUGUGAUACAGAUUUACAGCUUUUCACUGGAUCAGAACAGCCUCAUGAUUAUACAACAUGGACGAGCCCUCCACAAGCGGAUCACCACCAUCCACCAGCGUCGUCGUCCCCGAGUCUCCGGGGAGCCCCAACUUAUUAGAUCCUCCUUCCCCGGACAGUCCGGGCCUGGGCUCCCUUCUACGACUUGAUACCAACCCGGAAAUCUUCGAGCAACCGGAAGAUGAGUACAGUAACAUAGGAACAGAUUCAGGCCCAAUCAAUUUCAGUGAAAGCAGCCGAAGUAACUGGAGGAGGCUGGAUGACGAAAACUCCAACUCAGCUUUACCACACAGUUCCACUAAUGAAGACAGCAAUAGCACAGCCAUACAGUCUAUGAAUGAGGAGUCUAACAGCAUGCUGUCUAUACCUGAAGCGCAGGUCAGGAAAAGUGACGAUCACUCCGACGAACCCCCCAGCAAAGUUAGGAAGAUUUCGUCGCCGAAAACGGACGAUAUGGACGGAGAAACGUGCCCCAUUUGCUUAGAUUCGUGGGGCAAUUCUGGGGAUCAUAGAUUGGUUGCGUUAAAAUGCGGUCAUCUGUUCGGUUCGCAGUGCGUCGAGCGUUGGUUGAAAGCGCAAAUAUCUAAAGACAGAUCGUGUCCUACCUGCAAAAGUAAGGCCCAUUUAAAAGAUCUAAGGCACAUCUAUGCUAGACGCUUGGUAGCUGCAGACACGUCGCAAGUAACGACGCUGCAGAAUCAAAUUCAUACGCUUCAAGCAGAGAAGAGCCGAGCGGAAUUGGAUCUCCAAAAGUCGAGGAUAGCCCACCGAGCCUGCCUCUUACAACUCGAAGUGCUUAGGAGCACUUUGAUGAAGUGCCAAGUGGCGAAAGAACCGCCCGUUCGCAGAUCCUUCAGGUUCGCUUUGGAGAAAAACUUGGAGAUAUCCAGAGAAGGUGGCUGUCGGGUGAUGACGUACAACUGUCGCUCGUACGAACUAUACGUCUCUCAAAAGAGCACAAAUACUUUAUUCCCAGGCUUUGGGAUAAGAAAAGUCAGCUGCGUCGACUACAAAUUGGGGCAAUUCGUGCAUUUGCACCCGAAACCUAUCAGGGACAUAACGUAUUCUCAACGCAGAGACCUUCUUUUGAGCGUUGGCUUAGACAGCACUGCUAGAAUCAUGGAAAGAGGCAAUGCCUGUAUGACAGUCAAUGCUGGCUUCCCUCUAUGGUCUUGUUCAUGGGACUACAUGAGAACCAACGAGUUUUACGUCGGCGGCGUGGGCGGGGUUAUCCACCAAUACGACGUGAGGAACUCCAGUACUUAUAUGCAGAGAUUAUCAGCUCCCAGUGAUAUUUCCCCUGUUGUAUCCUUGUGUUCUACUGAACAUGGGUUGUUGUCCUGUCAGUUGAACUCUUGCUGGCUGUGGACGUCGAAUAUGAGGCAGUGGGAACCCCGCACUAUACCCAUUGAUGGUCCUUUUAUGUCCUUGUGCUACGACAAUGAAUCCCACAGAGCGCUAAUUUCCUGCAGAUCAGGAUUGGCGACUUCUGAUCGCUCCAGGCUUACGCUAUGCAAACUGAGAAGUAGUGUGCCUAGCGGAGAGGUGUUGUUCGAUGUGGAGCAGACUUUAAACGGCUCUGCGAAGUCUUCCAUUAUGUCUCGAGCCGCUUGGGUGAAAACUACGGGUGCGUCGUGGGUGGCUGCCCAUUCUGAGAGCGACUCGAUGUUGUACCUUCACGGUUUGGACGGAGCUAGGAGUAUAUCACUGUUAGCAGCGGAACCAGCUCUAGAUGUGUGUUCGGCACAAAUAAAUGGUGACACAAUUGUAGCCUCGCUGUCUGAAUCCAGACUUAGGUUGUACAAAUCUGUGGCAAUGAACUCAUGAUAUUAACUUGAACUUAGUGCUGUGAUUAUGUGUGAAUCGGUGCAGUGAACUGAAAUUGAUACUUCUGUUGUUUUGAAGCAUGCUAUUGAUGAACAGUUUAGUUUUAUAGUACCCAUGGACCUCUAAUCUAGGGAGAAGACUUUUAAAAAUUAUGGUACGCCAAAGUGGCUGGCCCAUUUUGCUACGAACUCUCACGCACAUGUCACGAAAACCUAUCUUACGGGCAUCUAACCAUAUUGCUUUGGGGCUUUUUCGGGUCGCUCGAAGCUAUACAAAUAAGCACAAAAGCACGCCCGGUGCACGAAAAAAUAUCGUUCAACCCAUGGAUAUACCUUUUUUUUAUAGGUUUCAUAGUUUAACCAGUUUACCCACUUUUAAUAGUUUAAGUCUGCUAGGAUUUUACCAAAAUAAUGUACAAACAUUAAAACAAUUUGUAAUCUCAAAAUCGGAAAAGAACCACUGCCAAAGUAAAAUAAUGCUGCCUGAUGCCUCGUAGAAUAACAAUUAGAAAUAAAUACCUAAUUUUUAUGACCCAGGACCGAUUACACCGAUAGAUUUUUGUUUUGUAUUGUCUCUAAAUUGACGUUGAUGUGAUUUAAACAUUCAAGGCCCUUUCUGAAUAAAGUUUUUUGUUUAAAAUAAAUAACUAUGUAUUCCCGGAAUCCCGAACAGUAAAAAACAUUACAAUUUAUUUCCUAGCUUUAUUAAUGGCAGUAGAAAUAGGAAUUUAUUAUUCAACCACUGUUAAAAACAUUUAUGUACAUUUGUUUUUAGUGAUGUUAUACGUAAAUUCCUAUUUAUAUCACUGCCUGUAAAGCUGGGAAAUAAAUUACCGUGUGCUUACUAGCAAUAAAAUGAAGUUAUUCUGUGAUAGAUCA
Messenger RNA from Ostrinia furnacalis (Asian corn borer), 2858 nucleotides. RefSeq names its product E3 ubiquitin-protein ligase RFWD3. Gene Ontology annotation, biological process: protein ubiquitination; interstrand cross-link repair. Gene Ontology annotation, cellular component: nucleus. NCBI's taxonomy places the organism in Eukaryota, Metazoa, Arthropoda, Insecta, Lepidoptera, Crambidae. The coding region runs from base 172 to 1980 and encodes 602 amino acids. The transcript has 2 exons. Gene Ontology annotation, molecular function: protein binding; ubiquitin-protein transferase activity. The record is from RefSeq and is a predicted model, not a curated record.